CGCUGUUGCAGACGCCUUUUGUGCACACACCUUUUACAGCAUCCUUUAAUUUUGUGUGAACAUCUCGUCUCGUCAGUUUACAUGAAACGGACUAAGAGUGAAGAACAGCCACAGGAACUGGUAUAUGAUUUCAGAAAAUAAAUUUCCCGUGGCAAUGGCACGGGCAUCAGCACCCGUCACCGUGUUUAUUCUAUUUUUCACCUUGUCGGUGGUUGUGGCUGAAUGGAUUAUUCCCCCAAAGGUGCUGACUGAAGGCCAGGACUACACCAAAGAUGACUACAUCUCCAAGAUCCGCUCAGAUCAGGAAGGUGUAUUCAACAAGCCGGUCGUCUAUAGCCUGAAGGGUAUUGGGGCUGACCAGGACCCUGUCAAUGUGUUUGUGGUGGAUAAGACCACUGGAAAGGUCAGGGUCACCCGCAUACUGGACCGGGAGGACAUCCACGAGUACAAUCUCACUGGAAUAGCUUACUUUACGGAUGGCUCAAUCGCAGAGAGCGACCUCAAGCUCAAGAUUAAGGUGAAGGAUAUCAAUGACAAUGGCCCUGUGUUUUCCUCCAUUCCGCCUGCCUCAGUGGAGGAGCUCAGUCCCAGAGGUAUGUCCAUCAUGCAGAUUAGGGCUGAAGACAAAGACGAGCCGAACAACCUCAACUCUAGGAUCAAGUACACCCUAACCAAGCAGGAGCCUGCGGGGAAAAAAAUGAUGUUCUCGAUCACUUCCGAUGGAGAGCUGCGUGUCAAAGAGCCUGAUCUGGACAGAGAGCUGAUCGCUUCCUACGUUCUGACUAUAGAGGGCGCUGAUCUCUACGGAGCCCCUGGAGGAAACACUGGCACGGGGAUGGUCACAGUGAAUCUCGUCGACGUAAAUGACAAUGUGCCAACCCUGGAACUAGACGAGUAUGAGGGCAAUAUUGAAGAGAACACCAAGAAUGUGGAGGUUAUGAGGAUCAAGGCUAAGGACCUGGACGUUGACGCUGUAAAUCGGGAAUUUGAGUAUGUCAUCGUCACAGGAAAUGAGGCAGGCUACUUCAGCUUGGUAAAGGACCCUCACACAAACGAGGGCAUUCUGAUGCUCGAUAAAGAAGUCAACUUUGAGGAUGUGAAAGACCUGAAACUGGGAGUCGGGGUGAGGAACAUAGAACCGUACCAUGUGAGUGUGAGUGGAGGAAGUAUAGAAACCAUCAACCUCGGAGGUGGAGGAGCAGGAGGCGGCGGAGGAGGUGCUGGAGGUGGAGGAGGUGGAGCAGGAGGAGGUGGAGGUGGAACAGGAGGAGGUGGAGGUGGGACUGGAGGUGGAACAGGAGGAGGUGGAGGUGGGACUGGAGGUGGAACAGGAGGAGGUGGAGGUGGGACUGGAGGUGGAACAGGAGGAGGUGGAGGUGGGACUGGAACUGGUACGGGCGGUGGAGCUGGAGGUUCAACUUCCACCACUUGGACUCCAGUGUCCUGGACUGGCAAAACCUACCCUCUGAAGAUCAACGUGCUGAACCAACCUGAGGGGCCCAAGUUUGACCCCAAGAUUAAGGCCAUCCCCAUCUCAGAGGAUGACACGACGGUCAGCAUCCAGGAUGUAAUUGCCACAUACACUGCUGUGGAUGAAGACACGGGACUGCCAGCGCAGAAUGUCAGGUAUUUGAAAGGAAAUGACCCUGAUAACUGGUUCACCAUCGACCCUGAAACAGCGGAGAUCAGGCUCAACAAGUUGCCAGACAGAGAGUCGCCGUAUCUGAAGAACGGCACAUACCUGGCAGAGGUCCUCUGUCUGACCCAAGACAUGCCCGCCAAGACGGCCACAGGCACCAUCGCCAUCCAAGUGGAGGACUUCAAUGACCAUUGCCCGGAACUGACCUCCCGCCUGGUCCCCAUGUGCACGGCGGAGGAGGUGAUCUACAUCACAGCUGUGGACCCCGACAUCAAGCCCAACGGCGCCCCUUUCAAGUUCACUCUCAUCCCUGAGGGCACCAAGGGCAAGUGGAGUGUGGAGCAUUUCAACGAUACCACGGCCCUCUUGCGUACCCAUGAGCCUCUAUGGCCAGGACAGAACAAGGUGACCUUGAAGAUCCAGGAUCAGCAGGGCCAGGCCUGCCCAGACCUGCAGGAGCUAAAGGUGGAGGUGUGCACGUGCGACGACACGGGCACCUGCAGCCGGCGUGGGGUGGGGCCUGACGGGAAGCCUGGGGCUAGCCUCGGCCCUGCGGCCAUCGGCCUGGGCUUCCUGGGCGCACUCCUCCUCCUGCUCAUUCCACUGUUGUUGCUGUUCUGCCAGUGUGGUGCAGCAGGCAUGGGUGGAGCAGGUUUUGCCGAAAUUCCCUUCGGUGCAAAGGAGCACCUGAUCUCUUACCACACGGAAGGGCAGGGGGAGGACAAGGAGGUUCCCCUCAUGGCAGUUCCGGCGGUGGAUGGGGGCGGCAUGAUGCAGGCGGUCAGCAAAGGGGGCGUAGCCACAGCCGGCCCUGCUCUCGGUGGUGUCACGGCUGCCCUCUUUAACUCCAGGUCCACCAUGGGCGGCGGCUUCCACGAGUCUAACAUGGAGAUGAACUACAUGGACCAGACGAUGAGCCGCAUGGCUGGAGGAGGCCAGGCAAGCGGCUUCAUGUCAGAGUACCGAGAGGGAGGUGGUGCCUACGACCAGCUGGCACUCCCUGAUGCCUUCUUGGCGGACUACUACACCCAGAAAUCAGAAUGUGUGGCACUGGGUGGCGCUCAGAAGGACAAUCUGUUGGUGUACGACUAUGAGGGGCAGGGAUCUCCGGCUGGCUCCGUGGGCUGCUGCAGCCUCCUCGAAUCCGACAACGACCUCGCCUUCCUCAAUGACCUGGGGCCAAAAUUCAACACCCUGGCCUCUGUCUGCGGAGGCUCCAAGGCCAAGACUGUGACAGCCAUCUCCGCUCCUCCACCGCAGUCUGCCGCCAUCUCAUCAGAGGUUGACUUUGGCUCUGUCAACAUGGAGGUUAGGAACGACAUGGCAUCGUCCACCCGGGUGGAGAGGACCGUCACCAGCGUGCAGCAGCAGCUUCCUGCCCCACUUCCCAGCAUGCACCUACGCGAGACUGUUGCCGUGCCGACCCAGACUGUGCUGGUGCAGCAGCAGCAGCCCCUGUACUACAUGGUGGAGCCGCAGCAGGUCCAGAGCACAGUGCUGCUGACUGAGAGGCCCCAAGUGGGUCUGGGUCGGGGAAUGAUCCUGGUCAACGGGAGUCAGACAGCCACAGAGGGGAUGCUGCUGCAGGGGGGAGGCCUGGUGCAGGGAGCCCAGGGGCUGGUGAUGGCCCAGGGGGGUCAGGGAUUGGUGUUACAGCAGGACGGGCACGUUCAGGGGGGUCAGGGAUUGGUGUUACAGCAGGGUGGGCACGUUCAGGGGGGUCAGGGUUUGGUGUUGCAGCAGGGUGGGCACGUUCAGGGUGGUCAGGGUUUCGUGCUUCAGCAGGGAGGCCAUGUUCAGGGUGGUCAGGGUGUGAUCUUCCAGGGCUCGGGCAAUGUGCAGACUGACCUGGGACGAGGAGAGAACCUGGUGCUGCUGGAGCGAAGCGGAGGAGCAGGGGGCACUGCACUGACCUCUGGCCUCCUGCAAACAUCCAGUCUCUCCGGCUCCCAAAUGGUGCUGCUGGAUGGGGCAGCGGGGGGGCAACAAGGGGGGCAGAUCUUACAGGGAGGGCAGAUUUUACAGAGAGCGCAAAUCCUCCAAGGAGGAUCAACUCUCCCUAGAGGGAGCAUGGGGGGCUCUGAGGUAAUAUUCGUUGAACAAUCAGGUCAAGGGUCAGGGGUCAGCAAGGGCUUGCGCAAUGUAGUGACCACAAGCACAACGUCAGUGAACGAGACUGCAGGUUCACACGGAGCAUCUUCACUGCAGCCUUCACGCAAAGUGAUCGUUCAGGAGAGGAAAGUGGUCACUGAUCAGAGUAGCAGAAAACCACAGCUAUAAGCUGCGAAAGAUUUUUCAUAAAAAUCUCUGGCAACAAUUGAAUUUUUGAAAUUCAGUAAGCCAAUUUUUGAUGCAAUAUCAGUGUAUAACAUACAUUUUUAUACAAAGUAAUUUUAUAUGAAUGUAAAAUGCACCUUUGUGGCAAAACAAUUUUUUUAAAUGGCAAUGAAAUUAACAAAACAUUGCAUUGCAUAGCCACAUCCCUUAUUAUUAUAGAAUAUAGAUGAGUUUAUAAAUGGGACAAAUGUAUCUGAGACCUUACGCCUACUGUUUCGGUCUGUUUAGGCCCAGAGGGCUGCAGAAGUGUAGUGACUCAUCUAUCCACACACAAUCAAACAAACACACACACACACACACAUACCUGUACACAGCCACCUGCUCAGACUAAGUUUUUCUUACAGGCCUGUUUUACCUGUAAACUUCCUUCUCGCCUUGUUUGGGUGCACCAUAGGAGUUUGCAGGAAUGUGUUUGCAAAGGUCAAGAUUUUUGUGUAUGUUCAAUUAAGGGCUUUUGUUGGUUUAUGGUUUGCCAUAUAUAUAGAAUACAUAGAAUACAUACAUAUAUAUGGGUAUUCUAUGUUUACUUUGGUUCCGACUUAAUUCCACUGUCACCGCAAUCUUUUUUUCCAUUCGUUUUUUGUUAUGCACUAUUAAGUAUUUCAAUGUAAAAUGUAAUUUUGUCUUCAAAGGUAUUGUUUUCAUCUGAUGCCAGUUUUCUUGGUCCUGGAAUUUAAAAUUACUUAUGUAGUCACAUGUCAUCCAGUGGAUUGAAAUAAAAUGUUUUUUUGUUCAGUGUCCAAUUU
Alosa sapidissima (American shad) is the source of this 4722-nucleotide messenger RNA. It is a transcript of the gene dsg2.1, whose product is annotated as desmoglein 2, tandem duplicate 1. The record is from RefSeq and is a predicted model, not a curated record. The transcript is spliced from 14 exons. Gene Ontology annotation, biological process: homophilic cell-cell adhesion. NCBI's taxonomy places the organism in Eukaryota, Metazoa, Chordata, Actinopteri, Clupeiformes, Clupeidae. The coding region runs from base 125 to 3919 and encodes 1264 amino acids. Gene Ontology annotation, cellular component: desmosome; plasma membrane. Gene Ontology annotation, molecular function: calcium ion binding.